GAGCGCUUCGCUUCGCACUCGGAGGAGCCGCCGCCGCUGCAGGAGAGACGCCGCUGAGAGCUCCGACUCUGAGGGUCCAGAAACUCAGUUUUUCCACACAGUAGCUGUAUUUAUAUAUUUUUAUAUCGUGUAACACAUUCUACCUCAACUGCCAAGGGACCUGCGGGGUUUUUGAAGGCUUUACGCUCUUCCUGUUUACAGUACUUCGCCGCAGAUCCUUUAAUUUUGCACCUGUGAACAUUAUGACUGACCUUUGUUAGUGGUGUUCUUCACACGAGAAGAAGAAACUAAUGCACUUCAGCACCUUUUCGGAGACCUCUGUUAGCGGCUUCAGCAGCUGAUGACCAAAGAGCUCCUUCCUCAGCCACUAGCAGGCCCACUCCUCUCCCAGCAGCCUCACCAUGUUCCAGAGGUUCACCAGCAUCCUGUUUGGAGACGCCUUGGAGGAGGCCAGUGGAUGUCCUGCAGAUCUGGACUUUAAUGAAAAUGAAGACGACGAGGAGUGGAUCCUUGUUGAUUACCUUGCGGAGGCUUGCUCCAGUGCCUGCGGGGAUGGGCUGGUGGAGGUCUGCUCGGAGGACGUGGCUGGCCCAGACUGCCCUCUGCGCUGCUCUUCCUGCUCCUCUCUGGACUCGGCAGCAGACACAGAUCCUGAGGAUGGGGGCUUCCUGAGGCUUGAUGAAGCGUGUGAUCUGGAGGAGAGCUGGUUCAUCACCCCGCCACCCUGCUUCACUGCAGGAGGCCGGGCUCCAGUGCUGCUGGAGACCAGUCCUCUGGAGAACCUGCUGAUCGAGCACCCCAGCAUGUCUGUGUAUGCUGUCCACAGCUCCCGCCACCGGCCCACCAAGGACAACUCCUGCGAGCCCACCAUCCUCAGGACUGAAGUUCAGCGUAGGCCGAGUCAUCCCACUGACUGCUAUGCAGCCACUCUCGCUGCCGCCCAUGCCGGCUUCCUGGACCAGGCCAAAAACAGCCGCCUGGCUCAGAGAAUCCGCGACAACGUAGACCGCCAACAGCUGUCCCGCAAUGCCCUCCGCCGCCUUAACCUGCUCCGUGACGGGGGAGCCAGGCAGGCUAAAGCCGCCACAGGCCACGUUCACCAGCCCGGGCAGAGGCAGUACAACUACUGAGGCCGUCCCCACUGUGCUCCUCCAAACAGCUCCUUGUAGUAGCCCACCUCCACUGGUAAUCACGCCUUUUUCCACAGGAUGAAUCAGUAGCAUAGGUCACUUUACUUCAACGCAGGAACCGGUCUGCUUGAGCGCAUGUCCAAAUCGGGCGCCAUUCAGCUCUGUGGCUCCUUCCUGGAUGGCAUUGUAUUGUAAUUGUCCCGAAUCCUGCAGUGGAUAAUGUUCCAAGGUGUUUGUGUGUACUUUCUUCAACAUCCACAGUUCCAUAUGGUGUGACUGAGAAGUGCAUUUAUUUUGCAUCCUGUAACAUGGAGAACAUCUAAUGUCUUUCUGUAAAGCCAUAUUUCUUUUUCUUUUUGUUUUUUUUUUUUAUCACAGUAGUGAUUAAAUAAUCAGCAACACCUCUCUGGAUAAGAGUGAAGUGGCCUACUUUGUCUCUUUUAUUAGGUGUAUUGUCACUAAAAGCCUUGUUUUAGGAGUAGAUUCCACAAUGUGUAAAAUUAUAUUUUAAAGAAAAUUAAAAUAUUUUUAAAAGGAAAAAACAUAUUGAUAAUAUUCCAUAUCAGUAUGAAGUUGCUAUCUGCAGUGUACGGUAUGUGAGUUAGUAGAAUUGUUUUUCUUAUAAUAGUGUGCAGUUGUUGUAUGACUGUGUAGUGGUAGUCUUGAAACGGAUGUAUAAAAACUAAACUAAAGCCUAGUUUUAUUGUAAUACAUAUAUAUAUAUAUUUUUAAAAUCAUUGUUCGCUCUGUAUCUGCAGUACACUUCUCAGGGUCUUAUCAGUUCACCUGUACUCUUUACUAAAAUGCAGAUUACUUGACAAAUGUGUUAAUUAUCUUUGUAUAUACUGGAGAACCUCUAAAUUUGACAUUAUGUUCAUUGCCUUGUGGAAAUGUUUGUAAUUAAUGAUCAUUUUAAGCAAAAUUCAAUGCUCGCUUGUCUUAGGACUGUGAAAACACUUUUCUUGAUUGACUGUUAAGACCUGCAAACAUGGAGUAAAACUGUUAGUCUUCUUUUUCAGAAAUGUCUUGAUUUCUUCACACUAUAGUGAUCGUUCCAUGGUUUCAUUGUAUGCUUGAUUAGUUACAUGAAGAUGUCAUAUUUGGUGAAGUUCAUAUUUAAACUCCGUGUAGCAGAAAUGUCAGUCUAGUAAUGUUUGAAAUGUUGUUUUUUUGUUUGUUUGGGGUUUUUUUGUUGUUUUUUUUUCUUAAACGUGUUCUCUGAUCUGGCAAAUCUGGCAUUGUGAAUUUCUGACGACUGCUGAGACAAAUGAAUUGACUGCUAGAUAUGAAGUGCAGACUUGACUCAAAGGAAUAUUCAUGAUCUCUUGUGAACGUGAGUCUGGUCUUGAUUCGUCACCGUAUGGCUUAUAAGACAUACGGUGUUUCUGCGGACAGACAUGGGACGUAGACACGUUGUUCUGCGUGAUUUGAGUCUCCCUCACCCCUGUUACUGCUCGUUUUACUCUUUUUGGUUUUAUUUCUAGAAAAUAUAACAGACAAUGCAUUGUUUCUGCAGUUAAAGGGACUGAGUGAUGCAGCCGUUUCCCCAUUUCCCCACGUGUCUCUGUCUGGAAGAGCAGCUUUUCUCUUUUUCAUCAGUAGCCUGACUUUUAAUGUUUAAAAACAGGGAUUUUGUUUUGCCUUGAAUUGUCUUGAGGAUCUUGUGCCUUCCAGGUUAAACAGUGCGACAAUGCAUCAAUCACGAACUUGAAAACCUGUCCAAAGGGACAAAGGGACAGCAAAUGACUAUGCACAGGGGAAUAAACUUGUCUCUGUGAGCCACUCGCUCUGUACGUUUUACAUGCUAAUGUAGCAAAUGUUCUUUCUGUGUUCACGUGCUAAGGAUAGUUUGCGUGGCGGAGUGUUCAACUAUGCUUUCAUUCGUUUUUAGUUUACUGGAAUAAUGCAGCACUUUGCCAAAGGCGUAGGUGUUUUUAGCAACAUUUUGUUCUCCAUUCUUACAUUUUGGACUCAUACAAAAUGUACACCAAUUUCUCUCUCUCUCUCUCUUUUUGUGUAAGUAAUAUCAGUUUCAGUUGUGCUCAAAACAGUCCCUUGUCAGUAUAAUUUAUGUGCAUUUGUUUUUCAAUAAAUGUUUUCGUACAGAUUUUAA
Pygocentrus nattereri (red-bellied piranha) is the source of this 3243-nucleotide messenger RNA. It is a transcript of the gene tp53inp1, whose product is annotated as tumor protein p53 inducible nuclear protein 1. Gene Ontology annotation, cellular component: autophagosome; nucleus. The record is from RefSeq and is a predicted model, not a curated record. Bases 402 to 1130 code for a protein of 242 amino acids. Gene Ontology annotation, biological process: autophagosome assembly; positive regulation of DNA-templated transcription. The transcript has 4 exons. NCBI's taxonomy places the organism in Eukaryota, Metazoa, Chordata, Actinopteri, Characiformes, Serrasalmidae.